Molossus molossus (Pallas's mastiff bat) is the source of this 3943-nucleotide messenger RNA. It is a transcript of the gene STAT2, whose product is annotated as signal transducer and activator of transcription 2. The record is from RefSeq and is a predicted model, not a curated record. The transcript has 24 exons. Gene Ontology annotation, biological process: cell surface receptor signaling pathway via JAK-STAT; response to peptide hormone; defense response. Gene Ontology annotation, molecular function: DNA-binding transcription factor activity, RNA polymerase II-specific; RNA polymerase II cis-regulatory region sequence-specific DNA binding. Lineage: Eukaryota; Metazoa; Chordata; Mammalia; Chiroptera; Molossidae. The coding region runs from base 126 to 2768 and encodes 880 amino acids.
CGCUGGUGCCGGAGCACCCUCUGCGGAAAGGAAGGCUCGACCUCAGCCUCUGCAGAGAGCAGGAAUUGAGACCCUAACCAGUGGAAAAUUGUUAAAUUGGUAAUAAUAAACUAUCAUGAGACUGGAUGGUUUACUCCAGCAAGAUUUACAGUUGGGAACCUGAAUCAUUCAGACUCAGAUCCCAAAUGGCGCAGUGGGAGAUGCUGCAGAAUCUUGACAGCCCAUUUCAGGAUCAACUACACCAUCUCUACACAAAUAGCCUCCUGCCGGUGGACAUUCGACAGCACUUGGCUGUCUGGAUUGAAGACCAGAACUGGCAUGAAGCUGCACUGGGCAGUGAUAAUUCCCAGGCUAACAUGCUAUACUUACAUUUCUUGGACCAACUAAACUAUGAGUGUGCCCGCUGCAGCCAGGACCCUGACUGCUUCUUGUUACAGCAUAGCUUGCGAAAAUUCUAUCGGGACAUUCAGGCCUUACCCCAGAGCCCUAUCCAAUUGGCUGAGAUGAUCUUUAAUCUCCUUCUGGAAGAAAAAAGAAUUCUGAUCCAGGCUCAGAGAGCUCAAGUGGAGCAAGAAGAACCAGCCCUCGAAGUACCUGUAGAGAGCCAGCAACAUGAGAUUGAAUCCCGGAUCCUGGAAUUAAGGACUAUGAUGGAGAAGUUGGUAAAAUCCAUCAGCCAACUGAAAGACCAGCAGGACGUCUUCUGCUUCCGAUAUAAAAUUCAGAGCCAAGUAAGGACACCUCUGGACCCCCAUCAGACCAAAGAGCAGCAACUUCUGCAGGAAACUCUCAAUGAACUGGACAAAAGGAGAAAGGAGGUGCUGGAUGCCUCCAGAGCACUGCUAGGCCGAUUAACUACCGUAAUUGAGCUACUGCUGCCCAAGUUGGAGGAGUGGAAAGCCCAGCAGCAGAAAGCCUGCAUUGGAGCCCCCCUGGAUGGAGGGGUGGAACUUCCCCAGCUAGAGAAGUGGUUCACAGAUGCAGCAAAGCUAUUGUUUCAUCUGCGGCAGCUGUUGAAGGAGCUGAAGGAAUUGAGUCGCCUAGUUAGCUAUCAGAAUGACCCUCUGACCAAAGGGGUGGACCUGCAGAAGGCCCAGGUUACAGAACUGCUACAGCGUCUGCUCCACAGAGCUUUUGUGGUAGAAACCCAGCCCUGUAUGCCUCAAACUCUCCAUCGACCCCUCAUCCUCAGGACUGGGAGCAAGUUCACUGUCCGAACAAGGCUGCUGGUGAGACUCCAGGAAGGCAGUGAGUCACUGACUGCAGAAGUCUUUGUUGACAGGAAUCCUCCUCAAUCGCAAAGCUUCCGGAAGUUCAACAUUCUGACCUCAAACCAGAAAACUUUGACCCCCGAGAAAGGGCAAAGUCAGGGCUUAAUUUGGGACUUCGGUUACCUGUCUCUGGUGGAGCAACGCUCAGGUGGUUCAGGAAAGGGCAGCAAUAAGGGUCUGCUGGGUGUGACAGAGGAACUGCACAUUAUCAGCUUCACCGUCAAAUACACCUACCAGGGUCUAAAGCAGGAACUGAAAACGGACACUCUCCCUGUGGUGAUUAUUUCUAACAUGAAUCAGCUCUCAAUCGCCUGGGCCUCGAUUCUCUGGUUUAAUUUGCUCAGCUCAAACCCUCAGAACCAGCAGUUCUUCUCCAGCCCCCCCAAGGCUCCCUGGAACUUACUGGGCCCUGCUCUCAGUUGGCAGUUCUCCUCCUACGUUGGCCGAGGCCUGGACCAGGACCAGCUGAACAUGCUGAAGGGCAAGCUGUUUGGGCAGAACUCUGGGAAUGAGGGUACUUUGUUGUCCUGGGCUGACUUCACCAAGCGGGAGAGCCCGCCUGGAAAACUACCGUUCUGGACAUGGCUAGACAAAAUUCUGGACCUGGUACAUGACCACCUGAAGGAUCUCUGGAAUGAUGGACGCAUCAUGGGCUUUGUGAGCCGGAGCCAGGAGCGCAGGUUGCUGAAGAAGACCAUCUCUGGUACCUUUCUGCUGCGCUUCAGUGAAACGUCGGAAGGGGGCAUUACCUGCUCCUGGGUGGAACACCAGGAUGAUGAUAAAGUGCUCAUCUACUCUGUGAAGCCCUUCACCAAGGAGGUGCUGCAGUCACUCCCACUGACCAAAAUCAUCCGCCACUACCAGCUGCUCACUGAGGAGAACAUACCCGAGAACCCACUCUGCUUUCUCUACCCACGAAUCCCCCGGGAUGAAGCUUUUGGGUGCUACUAUGAGGACAAAGAUAAUCUCCAUGAACGAAGGAAAUACCUGAAACAUAAGCUCAUUGUGGUCUCUAACAGACAGGCGGAUGAGCUACAACAACCGCUGGAGCCUAAUCUGGAGCCAGAAUUGGAGUCAUUAGAGCUGCUCCCAGGGCUGGCACCGGGGCCAGAGCCAGGGCUAGGCCUGGAGUUAGAGCCACAGCUAAUGGCAGGACUGGAUCUGGGGCCACCACUGGAGUCCACGCUGGAGCCCACGCUGGAGCCCACACUAGGCAGGGUAUCACAAAGUGUGCCAGAGCCAAACCUGGGACCAGAACUGAACCUGGAGCCUAUUCAAGAGCCCUUUUCACAGCUGGUGCCAGAGCCAGAUUUGCCCCAUGAUCUGAGGCACUUGAACACCGAGGAAAUGGAAAUCUUCAGAAACAAUAUGAAGAUUGAAGACAUCAUGCCAAAUGAAGAUCCACUAUUAGCUGGCCAGAACACCACGGAUGAGGCUUACAUCUUUCACACCAGCCAUUUCUACGCAGAUGGGCCCCUGAGUCCUUCUGACUUCUAAGAAUUAUGUUUUGUCUGUUUUUUCCAUAUCUUUUACCCCUACUAACCUCCACAUCAUGAUGUUGCUCUCUAAGGAUGGGAAAUCAGGCAUGUGCCCUUUCUAAGCUGGGUUAAUCCCAUGAUUUGGAGUGAGAGAUACAAGCAUAAUAUGGAUACAGAGGGGCACCAGGGAAUCAGAACAGAUGUUGGCCAUAGCUCUAACUAGGAUCCUGGAGGCUGCCUGCUGUGCUGGGAGGUGUGGUUUUAGGAACAGGCCAGGACAGUUAAGAGGUACUUGGAGGGCUCAGGGAAGUCACUUCUUUCCAGUAUGGGAAGGAUUUCAACAUUUUAAUAGCUGGUAAGACUAACCUGGUGCUCACUAGCAUUGGCCCUCAGUGGGGAACUGACACAUGAUAGGAUUUCAUUUCUCCCCUCAUGUCUAGGAUAACCUUUUCCUUUCUUUUUCCUCUCACUCCUGACUCAAGUCCUAAAUGUCCUAUUUUCCUACAGGGACUGAGAGCUUCCUGCCUCAGUCACUAUGUGAAGUUCCCCUCUGAGGAAGGGAGCAGGAAGUAGACCUCUUCUUACUGGUUUUCUCCCCUAUCCCCCCAAGCUGGCUACACCCAUUCCUCCCCUGAGAAAUGACCCUGCCAGCCUGAUGUGCCUGUGAAGCUUUGCACAAUAACUUAUUCUGCCUAGUCUCCACUUUCCCAGAGCUUAGGAGACCAGGGAUGGUAUGUUUGCUGGGAAUAUAGGAAUUGCUUUGUAUAGUAUAGAUAUAAUUUGGUAUUUUUACAGAGGAAGAGAAGCUGGCUCUUGAUAUUUUUCUAUUAAGAUAUUAUCCCUUUCUUUUGUACGAUAUAUUGUUUACCUGAAAAGAUGAUUUCCAUUCCUUGGGCACAGACCUGGGCAAAGAUCAAGUUUCUGGAACUGGAACUUAGAACCUUGAAGGUUUAUCAUGGAGCUCUGGACAGCCUCACACCUUAGCCAUUCCCAGGGAACCCCAGGACAACUGCUAUUGCUCUAAGAUUACAAUUCUAAUCAAACUUGAGAUGUCAAUGAAAGUAAGGCCCUCUACAUGUGGCUGUUUACUGCCUGGUAUGUUAGAGCAGUGAUUUCAACCUUUUUCAUCUCAUAGCACACACUCAUUUCUAAAAUUCUGUAGCACCUAAAAAUACUUUUUCUGCCAAUCUGACA